AUGUUUGCGGCCCUCCCAAUCCAGGCAACGGCACUCUCCCCUCGGGAUGAACCCGUGUUGCCACCACUGCUGACGACGCCGACCGCGGCAACGGCAGCGACCGUGACAGCGACGACGAUCAUGCCGCCGGCUGCUACCGCCGCCUCCGUCGCCUCUUCCUCCGCCUCGCCAACGACUACAACGCCCGCCAAGACGAUCGACCCUUACUCAGACUCGGCCUUGAUUGGCAAAGGACACAAACCCGUGCGAGCCAUGCUCGCUAGGGGUGCUGCGUGAGUAGAGCAUGUCGCCGAUUCAGCAUUUCUCGCCCCGGGUUCGGGUUGUGUCUCCGACCGCCGACCGAUGCGCCCUCUUUGGCUGCCCUGCCCGCACUUUCUGUCUAGUCGCGCGGGCAUGGGCAUGCUGCACCCUCGAAUCCCGAGUCUCGCGAUGGGCCGCUGCUACCAUCGACCGGCGAUGAUUGUCCAUCCCUCCCGACCUGGAUAUGGGGAACCUCGGACGUAUGGACCCGAAUAGGCAACAUACGCUACGACCAGACCCUUCCUGGAUUGGGGACAUGCUGUAUGCAUGGCACGUGAGCAGGCGCCUCGGUCAUAGACGAUUUUGGCGUGCGGGCAGUCCUCCGUCGUCAGUUUUCGCGCGCGCGGCGCCAAACCCAUCCCCCCUUCGGCGUUCUAUCGACUUCUGCGGGCAUGGAUGCGCCCUUGUCGAGACCCGAGGCAGCCCGCAGGUAGAAGAGGCCCCGCGCGAUCCGCCUGACGGCUUGGUUGACGGAUAUUACUAGGCCCGCUUCGGUGAUCGUCACCCACCGCUCAGGCUUGCUGACCAGACACUCCCGUCUUUGUUCCCUCUUCACCUUCGCUUAGAUGUGAUCUCUGUCGAGCACGCAAGGUCAAGUGCACUGGCGAGAAACCCAUCUGUGCCCGUGAGUUGGUCGUGUCAAAGUUUCCCCGAAUUCAUUCGUCUGCCCUCACCGGCGCGAGAAAAGCCCGAACGCGCAAUGCGCGCCCGUGCUCCGACCGUGCUUCAUUCUCGGGCCAGCCGCCAGCCAAAUGCUGCCAUCGACCACCUGCUAAUCAAACAAGAUCCUCGCUCGUGCUGUCCGGCGCACUAUUCUUUCCGCACUCUACAGAAUGCCUCAAAUCGGCUCGUGGCAAUGCCUCUCUAUGCAACUGUGUGUACGAUGGCUCCUCGACGCCCAAGCUUGGUCCCAAGAAACCGCGGGCCAAGAAGGCAGCACAACCGACGACCUCGGAGGACGACGCUGACCAACUCGCCGAGUCGGCCACCGCUUCGGCCGGCGGGCCGGUCUCGGCCUCGCCCGCGUCGGGCACGCGAGAGGCCACGGUCGAGGCGGCCUCUGUCACAGCCACCAGUCCUGCGUCCGCCAGCCCUGCUCUGCCACCCCUGAGAGCGUACCAACAAACUCAUCCUUUUCAAAAAACCAACUUUGCUGGUCCUCCCCUCGGUCCUGCCGGUGCUUCUUCAGCCACCUCGCCCUUGCUGGCCGCCGCCGAGGGAGCUGCCAACGCUCCAGCAUACCCGCUUGGGGCGUCACAGCCGCUCUCGCUCCCGACACUUCCACAGCCACACUAUGCCCCACCGCCACCUUUCGCGCUACCGGUUGCGUCCAUGUCGGAUGCGAGUGCCGGCGCCAUCAAAACCGCGGCACUGCCCUCGCUUUCCGCGCUCCAGGCGGUCGGAGUAAAACGUUCUUUCGCCGAGAUGCUGGCCCACGCCGCACCCAAGCCCAACCUUGUACCCAUCGUCCCUUCGAUUCACGACGACGACGACGAGGAGGACGACAUCGACGAGGACGAACAGCUACUUGCGGGUCCUUCGUCGACCAAACCGCACCUGUCUGCCCACGAGGGCCCAGCACCCAAAAAGGUGUUGACCGAGACCGACGUCGAACAUCUCGUCGAUCGCAUCUCGGAGCUCGAACGGCGUCUGAAGGUACAGAGCCAGCCGUCGAUUGCGCCACGUGUUUCGGUUGCGUCUCCGUCGUACUUUGCACAGGCGACGUUCCCUUCCGCAUCGGGCUAUGGCAUCCCGACCUCGCCGUACGCUGGCCCCGGAUCCCCUUACGCUCGCUCGUACGCGAUGGACCAUCGCCGGUCCUUGUCCCGCAGCGGCGAGGUUCCGAUAAGUACUGACAUUUCAUCGGCUUGGACCCCCGAGUCGAGCUGUCGCUUCGAUGCGGACGGUCCCAUGGACCCCACCGGCGGUCGAGGACGAUCAGGCUCCUCAGCAGGCGCGUACGCGAGCUUCAUCCCAGCUUCCUCGUACGGCGAGGCGAUGCCUUCCACUUCGGCGAACCGCGGCUCCGCUUUCAGCAAACACAUCCUUCCUUCCUACGCCAACAGCAGCUCAUACCCACCCCUCGACUAUGACAACUCGGCUGCGCCGCUGGCUUCCUCAUCCACGAGCGGAGGCCCGUCCCCGCCGUCCAUCACGCGCGUCACCUCGUUUGGUUCCAGUUCGCUCGCGAGAAGCAAAACCUCGGCCGCCACCUCGGAAAGCGAGUACGGUAACAAGCUGUCCUCGGCGAUCGACUCGAUAUUCGCCGUCUCGGACUCGGGAUCCGCAUCGCAAUCGCCGAUGGAUGCGCUUAACUUGGACGCCUCGCUGUUCCAGAUUCUCCACCCCGCGUGGGACAUGAGCCUCCCUGGGCCUGCGAUCGUUCGACACGUCGUUUCGGUUUUCUUCAACCGGGCAAUGCGUGCAAGAGGAAUAUUUGACCGUGCCCGCUUGAUGGAAGCGCUGCGCAAGGCCCCCUCCGAACCUGACUUCCCUGAGACGGCGCUGCUGCACGCCUUGAUGGCCUAUGCCGUACUGUUCGUCUCACCAGAGAGCUUGAAAGAUGAUCUCGGCUCCUCCCCGUACUGGGCGUCCGAGAAGAGCGCUCGCGUAUACCACUACAAGCAGGCCAAGAAGCGCAUCAUGGAGGCGCCGCAGUACGCCAAUCAAUUACAGAUCAUCCAAGCGAGCAUUGUAGCCAGCUGUAAGUGACCACUCUCUUCCAGUUUGUGUGACCUAGAGUACUCGGCACUGACUGAUUGUGUGGUUUGGACUUUGCAGACGUCGCAUACCAGGAGGGCGAGUUCCACGAUCUCUGGAUUCUGGGCAGUCAUUCGAUGCGUUUGUGUAUCCCGCUCGGCCUCCACGUCAUGUCCCCGUCUGGCAUGCCCGAAUACCCCGACUGGCCCAAGAUCGUCAAGGGAGGUCAGAUUGUGUCCGGCGCUACCCUGUUUCCGGGGGUCGCGACUCCGCGCGAGCAGUGCGAACGCGAAGCGACGUUUUGGACAGCAUUCGCCGUGGACCGCCUGUUGAGCGCCGCCACAGACUGGCCCGUGUCGAUCGACGAGAAGGACAUCUCGACGCACUUGCCUUACAUCCGUCUCCCCGACGGAUCCAACGCGAUCGAUCCGACCAUCGACGAUGCGACGGGCCAAUUGACCGCCCUGUCGAUCCGCAACCCUCGCCUGUUUGUCGAAAAGUCCCCGGCCAUGGACUCGUUCGGGUUGUACAUCAAGGGUGCCAUUCUUCUUGGUCGCGUCGUCAACUUCCUCCAACGCUUGCCCCGAUUUCACGCCCUGCCCAAGAACGAGACGUGCAUUUCUCUGCGCCACAAAUUUAUGUCAUCGCCCGACUUUGUUGAGCUCGACUAUAGCAUCGCACGCUAUCGCACUCUGAUCGUGACCGACUCGGACUUCCUCGACGAAGAUGGCUCGAUGGACCACUACCUCGCUUCGGCCUACUGUUUGCCGCAUCUCGCUUCGAUCCUGUUGCAGGAGGCGAUGGUCUCCUUGGAGGAUGAAGGCGACGACUCGCCGCUCGAGAAGUGCCUUCGUUCGGCCAAAUGCUUGGUCUCGACGAGCGUGCUGAUCGCCGCCAUGUCGACAGACUGUUCCGGCGCUGACCCCUUCACGCCCUUCGUCUGGUCCGUCGUCGGUCGAGCCCUAAUCCGCGACUAUGCAAUUCGUUCAUAUCGGGGCCAGACCGAAGCCGCCGCCGCCUCGCGAGCGAUGGCCGAGCAGGUCCUGUUGCUCUCGGAGAUGGGUGGUCGCUUCGUGCAAGUGUGCAAGACGGUGUCGUCGACGUUGCGCAAGUUGAUGGCCAACCCCGAGUGCCUCUUACCUUUCAACAGUCCGAACGACCGUCCCUUUUCGGACGCUUAG
This is a messenger RNA of Microbotryum saponariae, 4181 nucleotides long. Lineage: Eukaryota; Fungi; Basidiomycota; Microbotryomycetes; Microbotryales; Microbotryaceae. The record is from the annotation of a GenBank genome assembly.